GAGAGCAAUCUGAACAGGGGUUGGCUGAGAGCAAAGGUCCUGGUGGGAGGGGAGGGCUCGGCUGGGCUGGCUGGAGCCUGAGCAAAGUGUGGGGAGUUCCCAAGUGGGGCCAGAGGGACACUGUGUGCAGCAGCGAGCAGCCUGCAGAGGAACAUGGCGCUGCUCCGGGGCCUCCUUGUGCUCAGCUUGUCCUGCCUGCAGGGUCCCGGCUUGGUGUUCUCUCCUGCCAGCGCCAUGGAGCCCUUGGGCCAGCAGCUAAUGAGCGGGCAGACCCAGGAGAAGCUGCCCCCGCUUACCCUCCUCAAGUUGGGCAACCAGGAGGCCCACGGCCAUACUGCCCUGAAGAAGGCCCCAAGAGAUUGCAAGGGGGCCCCAACCCUGGAGCAGACCCACAGGUUGGCCCAGGACAUGAUGGCCUUCACCACAGACCUGUUCUCCCUGGUGGCCCAAAGGUCCACCAGCCCCAACCUCAUCCUGUCUCCUCUGAGUGUGGCCCUGGCACUGUCUCACCUGGCACUAGGUGCUCAGAACCAGACGCUGCGGAGGUUAGAGCAGGUGCUACACGCAGACUCAGGGCCCUGCCUCCCUCACCUGCUGAGCCGCCUUUGCAAGGACCUGGGCCCUGGUGCAUUCCGAUUGGCUGCCAGAAUGUACCUGCAGAAAGGAUUUCCCAUCAAAGAGGACUUCCUGGAACAAUCAGAACAGCUCUUUGGUGCAAAGCCCAUGAGCCUGACGGGAAGGAAAGGGGAUGAUCUGCUGAACAUCAACCAAUGGGUGAAGGAGGCCACAGAAGGGAAGAUUGAGGAUUUCCUCUCUGAGCUGCCAGAUGACACAGUGUUGCUUCUGCUCAAUGCCAUCCACUUCCAGGGUUUCUGGAGGAGCAAGUUCGAUCCGAGCCUCACCCAGAGAGACAGCUUCCACCUGAACGAGCAGUUCACGGUGCCAGUGGACAUGAUGCACGCCCACACGUACCCCCUGCGCUGGUUCCUGCUGGAGCAAUCUGAGACACAGGUGGCCCAGUUCCCGUUUAAGAACAACAUGAGCUUUGUGGUCAUUAUGCCCACCCACUUUGAGUGGAACGUGUCCCAGGUGCUGGCCAACCUGAGCUGGGACAUCCUGCACCAGCCCUUACUGCGUGAGAAACCCACCAAGGUCCGGCUGCCCAAGCUGCAUCUCAACUACCAGCUGGACCUGGUGGCCACUCUCAGCCGCCUGGGCUUGCAGGAACUGUUCCAGGCCCCUGACCUGCGUGGGAUCUCUGACCAGAGCCUGGUGGUAUCCAGCGUGCAGCAUCAGUCCACGCUGGAGCUCAGUGAGGCCGGUGUGGAGGCGGCCGCCGCUACUGGCACAGCCAUGUCCCGCAUGUCUCUCUCCUCCUUCAGCGUGAACCGCCCCUUUCUCUUCUUCAUCCUCGAGGACACAACAAGCCUGCCCCUCUUCGUGGGCAGCGUGAGGAACCCCAACCCUAGUGCGCAUUGGGAGCGCAAAGAGCAGCAGGAUUCCCCGGAUGACAGGGACUACUUCCAGAACCAGAAAACCCUCCCCCGAGGAGACAAGCCCUUCGGCCCUGACUUGAAACUCGCGCCGCCCUCGGAGGAGGAUUACCCCCAACUUAAUAGCCCCAAGUGAGAGGCCAGCUGCCAGCAUCCUGAGUCCCUGCCUGAAACAACCUCUCCACUCCUGGGACUCUUUCCAGACGGCUUUGCGGGAUUAGGGCAGGGGCCUGGGUGGGCAGUCGCCUGGGUGGGCAGUCUGGGAGCGGAGAGGGAGCCGUUCUCUCCUGGGCAGUUUGGGGUCGGGGGGCCUCGGGGAGGGCAGGCCUCAGGGAAUCACGGGCCUUGAUCCCACAUCGUUUCUUCCAAAGUGGCUCAGAGGCUUCCUUGUCUGGGGCGGAGGGGCGGCCGUAGGCGCACUUUGUCAGGUAGGUAGGUCUUCCCGGAACUGGCUGUGGCACUUCCACGUUUGUUUACCGGAGCUGGGGGACAGGAGGCACUGGAUGCCUUGGCUGCGGAGAGGAGAGACCGGCCGGAGCGCAGGGCCUUGUCCGGCCCUGUGGACGGGGCCUAGCCUUCCACGUAACUGCUUCUGCCCUAAGCUGCCCCGGGCCCUCCAGCCUCCGCCCGCCCUGAUGCUCUGUCACCUCAGGGCCCCCCUGCUCCCUGGAGAUACCAGCAUUGCCAGGACUGUCUCUCCCUCCUCUCGCCUCUUCUUCCUCUGCCCAAAUGUCUCAGGGGCCGAGGCGGGAGGGGAGGGCAAUAGUUCCCUCAGGCUCUUUUGUAAAGUUUUUGUAGUGAUUUUUAUGGCACCCGAAUAAAGAACGAAUGGCCCUGGCUGCUUUGAUGUCACUGUUCUGGGCAGGGGGGGCAGGCCCCCCCCCAAGGAAGGCAGGAGGAGCCCAGAGGCUGCACGAGCACCACUCUGGGCCCAGAGAGCAGGCAGGCAGUCUCUGCCACGUCUGUUCUCGGCCACUCGCCAGCCUGUCUCGGCGCAGUCCCCUCUGAUCUCGCCAGCCCUCUCCAGGGCCCCCUCCACGCCAGCCUGGCUCUGCUCUCAGUCGGUU
Messenger RNA from Ailuropoda melanoleuca (giant panda), 2560 nucleotides. It is a transcript of the gene SERPINF2, whose product is annotated as serpin family F member 2. Gene Ontology annotation, molecular function: serine-type endopeptidase inhibitor activity. The coding region runs from base 154 to 1629 and encodes 491 amino acids. Gene Ontology annotation, biological process: negative regulation of endopeptidase activity; negative regulation of fibrinolysis. The record is from RefSeq and is a predicted model, not a curated record. NCBI's taxonomy places the organism in Eukaryota, Metazoa, Chordata, Mammalia, Carnivora, Ursidae. The transcript is spliced from 10 exons.